This is a messenger RNA of Manacus vitellinus (golden-collared manakin), 2515 nucleotides long. RefSeq names its product transcription factor 3 (gene TCF3). The transcript is spliced from 18 exons. Bases 61 to 1980 code for a protein of 639 amino acids. Gene Ontology annotation, biological process: regulation of transcription by RNA polymerase II. Gene Ontology annotation, molecular function: RNA polymerase II cis-regulatory region sequence-specific DNA binding; DNA-binding transcription factor activity, RNA polymerase II-specific; protein dimerization activity. Lineage: Eukaryota; Metazoa; Chordata; Aves; Passeriformes; Pipridae. Gene Ontology annotation, cellular component: transcription regulator complex. The record is from RefSeq and is a predicted model, not a curated record.
AUCUCUCUCUCCCCUCCCCCUCGCUUUCUCCAGGACUGCCACUGUCGAGUCUGUGGGAAUAUGAAUCAGCAGCAGCAGAGAAUGGCUGCAGUUGGGACAGACAAAGAGCUCAGUGACCUGCUGGACUUCAGUAUGAUGUUUCCCCUGCCAGUGGCUAAUGGAAAAAACAGACCCACGACCCUAGCGAGCACUCAGUUUGGAGGAUCAGGCUUGGAUGAAAGGCCGGGAUCAGGUUCCUGGGGAACGGGAGAUCAAAACAGCUCCGCGUUUGACCAAGGAAGGAGCUAUGGCGAAGGCCCCCACUACGGCGAGCACCGGGACAUGCCCUCCCACAACAGCAUCUCCUCGUCGCCCUUCCUGGGAGCAGGACUCGUGGGGAAGAGCAGUGACAGAGCCUCGUACUCCACGUUUGGAAGAGACACAGGGAUGCCAGGACUAAACCAGGCCGGGUUCCUGCCCAGCGAGAUGGGAAUCGCCAGCCCGAGCACACUUUCCCCCACGGGGGGCAAAGGAGGGUCCCAGUAUUUCUCUUACCCCAACAAUCCUCGCAGGAGAGGUGCUGAGAGCAGCAUUGAUGGACAGCCCAAAAAGGUUCGGAAGGUGCCUCCUGGACUCCCCUCCUCGGUGUAUCCAUCCAACUCAGGUGAUGACUACAGCAGGGAUCCAGCUGGAUAUACUCCCUCAAAACCUCCCAGCACUGUGUAUCCUGGAGCCUUUUAUAUGGCAGAUGGACUCCAUAACUCGCCAGACCUGUGGAGUUCCCCGGGUGCCAUGAGCCAGUCGAGUUACGGUGCCAUGCUGGGCAGCUCCUCCUCCCCACUCCCACAGUCCAGUGGCUUCAACAGUUUACACCAGCACGAACGCAUGAACUACCAGCUGCAUUCAGGAGAGGUGAACGGGGGGCUCCCCUCCGUGUCCGGCUUUUCCUCGGCCUCCACGCCCUACGGAGUGUCCAGUCACACGCCCCCGAUCAGCGGCACAGACAAUAUGAUGGGUAACAGAGGAACCACAGCCGGGAGCUCCGGAGACGCGCUCGGGAAGGCACUGGCCUCGAUUUACUCCCCUGAUCACUCUAGCAAUAACUUCUCCUCAAACCCCUCCACACCGGUCGGCUCCCCGCAGGGGCUUGCAGGCACGUCGCAUGCCGCGGGCGAAAGCGGAGCGGGUGCCUUAUCUCCCAGCUACGAAGGGAGCCUCCACACUUUGCAAAACAAAAUGGAAGACAGGUUGGACGAAGCCAUCCACGUGCUGAGGAACCACGCCGUGGGCCAGACCGCUGCCAUGCCCAGCAACCACGGGGACAUGCACGGGCUCCUGGGCUCAGCACCGCCCCACAGUGCCGCCGUGGGCAGCCUGGGCCAGGCCUUCCCUGCCUCGGUCAUGGCCCUGGGCAACAGGCACCCGAGCCUGCAAAAAGCCGAGAGAGAGAGAGAAAGGAGGGUCGCCAAUAAUGCCCGUGAGCGCCUGCGGGUCCGGGACAUCAACGAGGCCUUUAAAGAGCUCGGACGCAUGUGCCAACUGCACCUAAACAGCGAAAAACCGCAGACCAAACUGCUAAUCCUACACCAGGCCGUAUCAGUCAUACUGAACCUGGAGCAACAAGUUAGAGGUCAUACAGACGAGGCCUUGUCACUGGAGGACAAAGAUCUGAGGGACCGGGAGAGGAGGAUGGCCAAUAACGCCAGGGAGAGGGUGCGUGUGCGGGACAUUAACGAGGCCUUUAAGGAACUGGGACGAAUGUGUCAGAUGCACUUAAAAACGGACAAAGCACAGACCAAACUGAUCAUCCUACAGCAAGCGGUGCAGGUCAUUCUGGGCCUGGAGCAGCAAGUACGAGAGCGCAACCUGAACCCUAAAGCAGCCUGCUUGAAGCGUCGGGAAGAGGAGAAAGUGUCCGGAGUGGUAGGAGACCCCCAGAUGACACUUUCAGCUUCACAUCCUGGUCUAGGAGACGGUCACAACCCUGUUGGACACAUGUAAAGUUGUAGGUCUCCCUGUUCCUCUGGAUACAGAGAUCUGUAGGAAGAAAGCCCUGGGUGUGACCUGCAACCUUCUUGAACCAUGGACUGUAGUACUGCUCAUACUGACACACGCAGACGGAUCCUGGUGUGACGUAAGGGGUGGAAAAAAACACUUUUUGUCAAAAACAGAACGAAAACAAAAAAAUUGCCUUAAGUAUAAAGUGCAGAACAGUCAAUACAUAUCACUCAGUUAGGAGGGGGUGGCGUGUUCUCUUGGCUUGUUCACAAGCAGCCAGCAGCAAAAUUGUGCCUAAGCUUGAUAUUUCUUUUUUAAAAAAAAAGAACAUUAGUUAUGAGAUUUUUUAUGUAGAACAAAUAGCAAUGCCUUUUGGUUUUUUUUAGCUUCUUUUGCAUAUGUUUUGUAAGCGACGAAAGAAUUUUUUUUUGUAUAAAAACAUGUCUUGUACCCUCCGCUUUUCUGCUGCUGUUUCUAUAGUUAACGUUGCAUCUUUAGGAUCAACCUGAAUAUUAAAAUUGUAUUAAGAGAGACUGGA